CUGUGGCGAAAACAAAUGGCUGCCACCGGAGCCGCCGGUUCCCCGGGCCGACUGGUCCAGUACGUCGUGGUCCGCUCGGAUCUGGUCCACAAGCUGUCAUGGCCGCUGGGAGCCGUCAUCACGCAAGCGUGCCACGCCGCUACCGCCGCCGUCCACUUGCACUACGCCGAUGGGGACACGCAAAGCUACCUGGCUGAGCUCGACUCCAUGCACAAAGUAGUGCUCGGGGCUCCCGACGAAGCCGCCCUUUCAGGCUUAUCUGAGAGCCUGACCCAGGCUGGUGUGGCCCACAAGCUUUGGAUCGAGCAGCCUGAGAAUAUACCCACUUGUCUGGCCCUGAAGCCAUACCCCAAAGAAACAGUGCAGCCGCUGCUCCGCAAGUUCAAACUCUUUAAGUGAUCUUACCUGCCCAUCAACGUCUCAUUGACUCUUAUUGGAAAAGCCCGAAAGCCAUUGUUACCGCAUCCCUGUGACUGGAAUAUACAAGUUUUCCCGGAUAAACUGAACUGUAUACAUGAACAUUGAAAAAGCCGCUUCUUCCCCCUCAUGGAGUUGCCCGUCUUAAAAUCCCUUACUUUCAGGAUCUAAUCGCCUUACUCUUAAACAUAAAGGGAUUUUUAAGAGUAUUCCAUGUAGCGAUGCCACACACGAAUAAGUCUUCUUUGAAGAAGCAUGAUAUCGAACAAUGCCAUCUCGGCCUCUGUCGGAGAGGGGAGAAAAGUGGCAGUAAAACAGGCCAAAGGCCUGAUGUCAAGGUGUAAAAGGCAGUUUGCAUGGCAAGUGUGGUCAAGCAAUAAAUCAAUUAUUUCAUGAAUGAA
Molecule: messenger RNA, 818 nt
Organism: Hippocampus zosterae (dwarf seahorse)
Lineage: Eukaryota; Metazoa; Chordata; Actinopteri; Syngnathiformes; Syngnathidae
Gene: ptrhd1
Product: peptidyl-tRNA hydrolase domain containing 1
Exons: 2
Coding region: 16-399 (127 amino acids)
Molecular function (GO): peptidyl-tRNA hydrolase activity
Source: RefSeq, a predicted model, not a curated record